Messenger RNA from Tribolium madens (black flour beetle), 1379 nucleotides. Its product is annotated as dynein regulatory complex protein 9-like. Gene Ontology annotation, cellular component: cytoplasm; motile cilium. Lineage: Eukaryota; Metazoa; Arthropoda; Insecta; Coleoptera; Tenebrionidae. Gene Ontology annotation, molecular function: protein binding. Bases 43 to 1293 code for a protein of 416 amino acids. Gene Ontology annotation, biological process: cilium organization. The transcript is spliced from 5 exons. The record is from RefSeq and is a predicted model, not a curated record.
UUGUAUAAAGUGUCAAGUUGUGUCUGUUUUUCCCGAACCAAAAUGGUCAAAACAUUUAAAGAUAUUUGGCCUCCUGUGCAGCAGCCUUCCGAACACCCCAGUUUGCUGUCAAGUGCAAUCACUCUCUUCAGUUUACAUGACCUUUACGAUGACACUGAUCUUCGAGCAAUUAACAAAUCAAAUGCUCUUUUCGCAUACGACGGUUAUAAAUCGUCAUCGUCGGAAGAUUACGAUUCAGAAACAACUUUAUAUAAAAAGAAUGCUUCUCAGACGUUCCGAGAUAGUAAAUGGUUUAAAAGUGCUUGCAUUUGUGUUGUAAACGACUGUUUUACGAUGCUAUCAGUGAUUGCAGCUGCACAUAGCACCGAUUCUUGGCAGCAAAGAGAGGAACCUUUGUUGUAUCAAACUUUAGAAGAAAGAUAUGGGUUUCACACUGAAGAAAAUUACGGUGAUUACGUUUUAAAUGCAAAUUAUACAAACAUGCACAAGCUACAAAAAGACAUCAAACACGUCUUAAAACUCCUUGGGGAACUAGCUGACGAAAUUUAUGUUUUCAACGCAGCCACAUCUCUGUCUGUUUAUGCUGAAGCACACGAAAAAAUGAAGGAAGAAGAAAUUCAAUUCAUGGCGGAGUAUUUCAAAAAAGAGGAAUAUUUCCAACAAUUACAGAAAUCUUUGAAAACUAAUAAAGAAGAUACUCUGAAGGAGUUUCAAGAGAUGGAUAAAGUAGUAGAUGAAAUGACUGCAGAUUUGAAGGAUCUGAUGGAAUAUUCGAAUACGUCUUUGAAGUACACAAAAAUGUGGCAAAGCUCACGUGAGGAACAAAAUUCGUCAACUCUUGAACGCAAAGAAAACACAUUUGUUGACGUAAUAGUCGGUAUGGAUAAAAAAAUUGAAUUGGAGCAGGUUUGCCACGUAGAUAUCGAACGUUAUUACACAUUGGCAAAAGAAGACGGUUUAGACGAAAUUCAACGUUGGAUGGACAAAUAUGAUCAAGAAUAUGAAGAACAAGAAAUGAGAAUUUUAAAAACUAAACAUAACACUCAAACCGUUAUUGAGAAAAAAGAGAAACUGCAAAGUUUGUAUGAAAUUAGAGAGAAAGAAAUGGAGGAAUGGUUGGAGUACAAAAGAAUUAAAAAAGAACAAGAAGAGGAAGAAGCUUUGAGAGAGUGGGCUGCUAUUAAAAUACAAGCGUGGUGGAGACUAGUUAUGGUUCGGAGAAAACUGGGACCUUUCAAGAAAAAGAAGAAAGGCCAAAAAGACAAAAAGAAGAAGAAUAAAAGUAAAAACUAGGCACUUUAUUAUGUUAGGUUUUAUGUCUCUAUUUUAUUUUUAAUUAUUUGUGUACGUCUGUGAGAGAAAUAUAUAUUUCAAUUUUA